AUGGUGUCUUCCUCAUUUACCGGUAUCCUGCAUGAUGCGCAUCUAGUUGAUGAAGCUUUGGCACUUCGUACAACCGGGUGUGGCUACAGCCUCUCACAUGUUAGCAAGAAACGAGGUAAACAAUGUCUCAUUCUCUUCAUUUCACCUGGGUCCAUAAUUAUUUUUCAUAGCUUGGAUGGAUUCUAUCAUUUGCACUUUGAGAGAAUGAGUAACCUUGACCUACAUCCUCUAAGUCUUCCGGUCAGUCGACUCUCACCGGCCAGGUCCAGUAGCAGUAUUGAUCAGUAUACCCACCACCACAGCAAAGGUGACUCCGCCUAUAGUUCAUUCUCUGGAGGUUCCACAGUCCCUGAUUACUCCUCUCCCUUCCUACUGGAUGAACACCAGUCACACAGCCUGCACUACACCGAUCUGAAAUAUGCAAAAGCAAAAUACAGCCCAACCUUUCUGGAAUCUGAUUCAAAGAGCAUGGACCACCUUUACCAUUCCAUGGAAGCCAUUGUGCAACAGCACCAUCGGAGCAGCAGUAGCUGCUCUAACGUUGAAAGUCCACCAGUUUCUACGCAUCCUUUACCUCCCCCACCACCUCCUGCCCGUCUAGACAGCUUUGUAACAACCAGGAACCUUGAAAACUCAAGGGCACGUCUGAGUCCCGAAGGACAGUUUGAUGACAUUUCUACUUCAAAACAGACUGGAAAUCCGGAGGUCUGUGGUGUCCAGGUUGAGCCCGUCAAUGGUCGCUUAGUUUCACAAAAUUUUCAGAGAGAUCAGCUCAAGCAAGACUUUGGAGACAAGGUCCUUGAACCACCAAAAUAUACAAGCAUUUUAAGUAGAUUUCCCCUGCAAACCUGUCAGCCAGAGCACUUGCAGCAGUCUUGGAGUGGCCGUUCUGAAACUCAAAGGAAGAGGUCGCAUUCAGCUUAUGGGGGUCCUGUUUCUGAGCAGCAAUGCUACGUUAACUCCUGCCAUAUGCCACAGAAAAUGAUCAGUGGGAGUAUUCAACACAAAGGGCAAUUCUAUUUUGUUACGGGUGUCUUCAAGUCCUCUGAACCCAGUGUCACGCAGGGUGUUGUUGAAAGUGGAAGCAUGGAGACCUCCAGUGAGUGGUCCUAUAAAGCUCAGCAUAGAAGGCAGAGCUGUCCCGAUGGUCCGAGCGGUAGACUGUUUUUUCAAGAGGAGCACAAGUUCAUCUUUCAGAAUAAAGCUAUGGAGCAUCCAUCUUAUAAGUCAGAGCAGACUUCUCAAGGUGUGGAGGACAAGAGGGUCAUGAGUAAAGAAAUUGGCAGACAUCACUCCUCCAGCCACCCUAUCUUCUACUGUGGUCCAGAGGAGAAUUUGGUUGGUAAAACAAUAACCCCUGCUCUGAUUAAGGAAGACAAUACCAGUUGCCCCAAGAAUGAAGAACAGAUCACAAGAAAUUCGAGACAGCCCCAGUUGGAUAUUCCAAGAGAGAAGAUAAGCAAGGAGACCACCCCACUUUUAUACCACCUCACAGGAGCCAACAGGGUGCCAUUUACAAGCAAUUUCAAAAACAAUAAUGAUUGUGGUAUGGAGAUUAAGAUUACAGACUAUGGCAAAGAUAAGCAGAAGGCAGGAAAAGAUGGGCAAAGCUCUAAUAACAGUGAACAUUGGCAGAGUGAAGUGUCUAAAGAACAACCAAAUGAAUUCUCCUACCCAUGUGGUACCUUGGAUGACUCCUACAAAAUGUAUUACAAGGAGAAACUGAAAGAUGCCCAAUCCAAGGUUUUGAGGGCAACUUCCUUUAAAAGGACAGAUUUGCAAGACUCUUGGCCCCACAGAAUCAAGCAGCAGACAAACAAAAAGCUUUCUAUUGUGCCUGCUGGUUCGCCAUCACAAAACAUACAUUCCAGCUUGGCCAACCCCACCGCACAACUACACAAGCUGCAAGGAACAGAAAAGAAGAACAUGAAGGACCUCGGUCUGGAGAUUGAGAAAGGAAUGGAAAAGGAAACAGAGAAGUCAAAGAAUAUUGCUCAACAACAAGUGCCUCGAGUAGGGUCUAGGAAGCGUUUGACAGCAGAUCAGAAAAAGUUGUCUCAUUCUGAACCUGAGAAACUACAUCAGAUGUCAGAUGAACCUGUUCAUAUGACCUGCCGCUCUCUUGGAAAUGAAGGGGAAGGCCUACUCUCAGGGGGUGAUCGUGGUCUAGUGGCUGCCAGGCGGAAGAUGUUUGAAACACGAGGACGUGCUCUCUCUGCCUCCAACUUCUCAAAAUCAAGUCUGAAGCAUCUUCAGCACAAGGCCUUGGCAGCAUACAUGGAACGUAAAACUGGUCAAAAGGUAGCUGAACCUCAGCAGCCAGUUCCACAAGUACCAAGCCAAAGGAAUUCAACUGCUGGGAGGCUCUGUGGCUGGAGCUCCAGACAUAACUCUGGCAGUGCAGACUUUAAGAAGCUCCACAGGCCUCUUUCUGCAGGUCGCAUUCUUGACUCAGUGUCAAGUUCUGUUAAAUAUGCCCAAUUCAUCCCUGCUCAGCCUAGCAUUCACUCAAGGCAGUCCAGCUCGAGAGAGGAGUCCCCUACAGCAGGGAAGUCUGCCUCUGUGGAGAGUCUUCUGGACCAGGCUGAACAAACUGAGUUCUUCCGGGCACGCAGCACGUCGACUCCCCAUGCUUUCCACGCUCGGAAACAUCCAGAUGAGUUCUCAACCAGUUGUAACAAGGACAUUUCAAGUGUGCAGAGAAAUGUAGAGGGAGAUACAUUGGUCCAUCACAGUCGUACAGCAUCUGUUUCUAAUGACCGACGGGCACGAAUGGUCGCUCCAAGAGGGAAAUCUCUGGAGGAACUUGGGGUGUCGAAGAUCUCAAGUCCUGAAGUUCUCAGCAAGAGCUCCGAGCAGUUUGACCAACUGCAGGAAAAGCAAGCUAUGUCUGGAAAAGAGACGCAAAUCACUAAAGGAAAGGAACAGAUGGACAGUAAGCUAAAUCAAAGCUGUUUCCCCCUGUUGAGCUUUGGAGAAUACUCAGAUAAAUCUCAGGCAGGUCCUGAGAAACAACUCUCUAAGCAGAUAUCUCCAACACCAGACUCUUUAGCAUUUUCCUACUCCCAGCUCAAAACAUCGUUCUCUCCACCUGACACAUAUGGAUCCCAUGGCAUUGCCGCUGUAAAAAACGUACCCUCCCGUGAGGAUGAAAUCCAUUUGGCUCCUCACUGCAAUGGAACUAAAAAUAGAGAUGACACCAGGCCUAGUCAUUCCACUGAAUCCGGUGAGAUCAAGCUUGAUAUCAGAAAAGAGCAGGAAGUUUCUCCUCUGAAUGUGAGUGAGGCACCUGUAUCUAGUCAAGAAGUUUCUUUCAGUCAUGGAGUCACAGCAGAUCCCAGUUUAUGGAUUUCAGUGCCUGAGACAAAUGAGACAGAGGCAAAAAAUUGCCCAUCUUCUGAAACAAAAACUUUUGUUGAAUCCCAAAAUGCAGUGCCUACCCCAUGUUGUUUGAUUGAAACCACACCUAUAACUACUCUAACUGUCAUUCCACGAGUGGAGUCCAGCCAGACACCUGCACUAAGUAGGGAACAAGAGGUUAGUGAAAAGGAAGUUGGAUCUCUUGUGACUGAAAACAAGCGAUGGAAGGAUCCAAAGGACAAACUAGAGUGGGAAGUGCUAGUUCAGGAGGUAGUUUCAGCUGACCAGUCAUUAGCUCGCAGUCUUUACCCUACAACCAAUCGGAAGACAGCUCUCAUGCUGAUGGAGCAGCUGUUGUCUGAAGAUACCCUUCUAAUGGAGGAACACUACAAGAAGAAACAGGAGAAGAAAGUUAAUAACCCAGGGGAAGCUGCACACAGUGCUGAGAUGCCAGAGGAUGACAAACCAUCAAACCCUCCCUCAUCUCUGAAUGAUGACACUGCUCUCUCAAACAACCAAAAAGACAAACUGUGCAACACAGAAAUGGACAUCAUUGAAAAGAAGAGACAGCUGAUAGCACAUAUAGAGGAGCAUUUGAAGUCUCUUGAGGAGGUCCGCUCCACCCUGCAGAGUGAGGAGAAAGAGAAUGGGGCGCGAGGCGAUGCUAUGGAGACUCUGGUGCGAGAGAGCUGUGUGCCUGCUGAGCUAGAGCGCUACACACAGUUUAUAGGAGAUCUAGAGCGGGUGGUCAGUCUACUGUUGUGUCUGUCAGCCCGCCUCGCACGAGUGCAGAAUGCCCUCAGCACUGUGGAUGACAAAACGGACACGGAGGAGAAACAAUCGCUGGACAACCGCCACCAUCUGCUGUGCAGACAGAGAGAGGACGCCAAAGACUUGAAGGACAACCUGGACCGACGGGAGCGCCUAGUGUCCACAUUCCUCUCCAAACAGCUAACAGACGCACAACUCCAGGAGUACCGGCGCUUCAUCCAGACCAAGGCCUCCCUGCUCAUUCGCCAGAAAGACCUGGACGAGAAGCAGCGUUUGGGUGAGGAACAGCUCGAGGCUGUACUCAACAGUAUACCGCUUUAAAAGGUCUCGAUCCAGUGAGAUCAGCACCUCCAGAGACUCAUGGAACAAUAGAUCCCCCAUGUAGUCUCCCAUGGGUGUCUAAUGACACUGGUCAAUGACAUAUUCUGAAAUGCCUGAACGUGCCUUUUAAAAAUGACCACUUGUUUCCUUGAGACUGUAAUUACUUUGACACUAUGUUUCAUGGUGUGCUUUAGUUUCAUAUUUAGCUGACUUUUUUUUUCACCCAAAAAUACAAAUUCUGUCACUAUUUACUCAUCAUUUUUAAACCAAAAGGAGAAUGUAAAAGGAGAAAUUUUGGAGAAUGUAUUCAUCGCUCUUUCCAUGCAAUUACAAAGAAUGGGGACUGGAGCUUUCAUGCUUCGAAAAGGACGCACAUGCAUCAGAGAAGUAUCGGAAAAGUGGUUCACAUGACUCAUGCUCUUUAGGUCAAGUCUUCUGAAGCCAUACGACAGUUAUGGGUGAGAAACAGAUUGAACUUUGUUCUUAUUCACUGAUAAUCAUGCCCUUCAUUGAGUUGAACUCGAGAACCAGAUGAGACCUGUUCAUGGAUGAAUCAUUCAGACAGGUUUUGUAAACUGGAUAAACUGAUUCAUUGAGUCAAAAGAACGAUUCGUAGAUCACGACUUCUCUUAUGAACUGUCAUGAAAGUCAUACGGUUUGGGUGAGUAAAUGAUGACACAAAUUUUUGAAGAGUGAACUGUCCCUUUAAGAGCCGAGGAACGGUUUAUUGUGAGCAUAAAGUGGAUGAAUAAGGAAUAUGCCAUUUUUAGGAUAUGGGUUUGCUUUGAUUUUAUACUCAUAGAGCACUCUAAAAUGAUGACCAAAAAGGAAGAAAAAGCACUUUUGAUACUAAACUGCACAUACUCAUUAGGAACAUUAAAACGAUAUUGUAAUCCAUCCUAAGUGUUUGUUCUUGCUGAUUUCAGGUCUUAAUUCUUUUGACACUUGAUGCUACAUCUGUCGUAGUGUAGCUUUUCAUCUGUUGUUGUUGUUGUUGUUGUUGUUUGUCCAGUAAUUUCAUUUGACACUAUCAUGUUGAACGUAUUUAAUGAAAAAGUAUCUUAAAAGAAUUGUAUUUUGUUCUUAAGAUUCUCUUUUAAAGUUGUGUAUUUUGUUGGAUAUUUUAAAUGAUUGUGGUGUUUCAUACAUUUUAUUUAACUGCCAUCAUUGCACAAUUGUGUAGUGAGACCCUGAAACAACAGCAAAGCAAACAUGUUUUUUUUUUUUUGUUUGUUUGUUUUGUGCUUAUCCUGUUAGGACGUUACUAACACAUCAAUGUAAGUUGAACAUUACAUACACUGACAAAUGUUGGAGUAAUUUGUGCAGUGUCAGAUAGUGACAGAUUACAUGUAUUCUGGAUCAUGUAAUCAGAUUACAACUGUCAAUUACUUGUAAUCAGAUUACAUUUUAAAAUAUGGGUAACCAGAUUAGUUACAUUUUUAUGAUUAAAUGUUUGAUUACAUUACAAAUAAGACAGCAGCAAUAUCACAAAUAUUCAUAUAGUAUGUAUUUGUGAGUAACAUUUACAGGUACAUAUAUGUACCUGUAAAUGUUACUCACAAAUACAUACUAUAUGAAUAAUAAUGACAUCAGACUGGAGAAAAAAAAAGCAACUGGCUGUUUGAUUUCAUAUUUACUAAUGUUUAAUAAGAGUGUUAUAUUACAUUUGGUAUUAAAACAUUCCAAAUUAAUAAUUAGAUGUAUCAAACCAUGCAAUGAGUAAUCCAAAAGUAAUAAUAAAAAAAUCAGAUUAGAUUACCUAAGAGUAAUCUAAAAGAUUAUUGAUUGAUUAAAAUUUUAUUCAUGUAAUUUGUAAUCGGUACCAUAUUACAUUUCAGAAGUAAUCUACCCAGCACUGAACUUAUGCUAAAUGCAACAUUUGAUUUUACUCUUGUUUGUAUAUAAAAACAAAAAUAUAUUCUUGCAAUAAACCACAAAGUGCGAAGCAGAGUGCCUAAAAUCCCCAUUUACCAUGGUAAAAUCACUGUAACGCACUCAGUAAAGUGACGUAUUGCUUUUAUAAAAAGGCGGCAACGGCAAUAUACAAAAAGACACCAGUGCUCAAUAAAUUGAUAUUUUAUAUUAAUAUUAGAGGUAUACUUUUAUUAAUAUUAAUAACUGGAAUAAACAGUUCUUCCACUUAAGUUUAUUUGCCUAACUGCAGGCUGCUUAUGGGAAAAUGUGGACACACUUCACUAAUUAAUGUUUCUCAAGAUCUUAAAAUCCUUUUGACCUAUAGGGUUAUGCUUAACCUUCCUGGACUGUUCAGUCAUUUUUGACCUAUUUCAGAUUAGGUUUUGUAAUAAAAAAGGUUUUCUCAAUCUGAGUGGUACAAGAAUUUGUGAUUUUUUUUUUUUUUUUUUCCUAGACUUGAAAUCAUACAUACAAAUAAAUAAAUACAAUUAUUUUUUUAAUUUGUCAAAUAAAAUCAGUAAAUCAGCCACAAUGCAGAACACACACAUACAUACACCCAUAAAUGGGUGAGACUAACACAGCCAGAAGACACGACGUAAAACAGAAACACACGCGUACACACACACACACAAAGUCUGAGUCUGGCCCCAUUGUAUAUGCUUGGGUGUGGGAGCCGCACCUUCCAGACAAAACACUGCAUCUUUCUGUUAGGGUAAACUAAUUUACUUUGAGUUAUAACAGUUUUAUAUUUAAAAUGAAUUAUUGGUAACAAAAUGCUUAUUCUAUGUCUCCUCUUUUUAACACCAUGGUCAGAUUUGACAGUAAACAUGUAGUAAUGUCACAUUAUUGCACAAACAGACACUCCAAAACAAUAAAAAAUGCUAAAUUUGUUCCAAGAAUAGUUUAAAAAAUGUUCUAAAUAUAUAUCCAAAUGUGUAACUUUUGAUAAUCUAAUCCUAAUCUAAAAUUAGAAAAUCAAAAAUUAAGUUACAAAAUCAGACCACACAGUCUCUGCAGCCAUCUACUGGUUAUUAUUGUCAUGACAAUUUUCAAGUUAAAAAAAAAAUCCACCAGAUCUCAGCAAUCUGCACCAAUACAUGACACAAUCUCAUAAAUUCUUCAUGUUUCAAUUUAUAGAAGUGUAUGUUUUUGCUACCAACCCUGGAGUUCGCUAGUUCGAAUCCCAGGGGGUGCUGAGUGACUCCAGCCAGGUCUCCUAAGCAACCAAAUUGGCCCGGUUGCUAGGGAGGGUAGAGUCACAUGGGGUAACUUCCUAGUGGUCGCUAUAAUGUGGUUCGUUCUGUAAAUGUUCUUAUUUGCAUAUGCAAAUGAAUGAUGUAAUUGAGCGAUUUACAGGUAAAUAAGAUCUAAAUGGCAUAAAAUCCUAAAAGAAGUACAUAAUAUUAUAGUUAUUACUUCAGGGAAGAAUAAAUUGUAUCAUUUCUUUAAAAAAACUAAAGUUACACCUGUACUGUUUCCGCUCAAAAAUGACUGCAAACUGCCACGGUGUAAACCUUUAUUGAACAGCCUAGGAGGGUAAAAUACUUUAAAUUAGUUUUAUAGAUGAAUCUAAAUUGUGCCUACGUCUGAAUUUCUUUACAAAACUAAACGUACUACUUAAAACAAUAUUAUGUCGAAAUGUAUUAUUAUGAGUAUGCACUAUGCAGAGCUGUAAUCAAGGUGAAGGAUUUAUGUUUUGAUGGAAAGUAAAAUAUAAGAUUUAGUUAAUUUAGCAUUUUGGUCAUUACAUAAUUCCUAACCUUCCAUUUAUUUAAUAAUUAUUAUUAACCACAUUUUAUAAUAAAAAUAAAAACAUCAAAAAGUACGUGUAAGUAUGGCCAAACUUUUAUCUGGCAGUAUAUAUAUAUAUUUUGUGUGCAUUUAUCAGCAUUUAAAUAACAGUUUUGAACGUGGCUAAUCCAAUCAGAAUGUAAACAUUUGAAUUUCUCCAUUGUAUAAUCAGUUUGUUUCACAAUCAUGAAUUCAUCAUUCAUUCAGAUUAGCUGCUUUGUUAGUUGGUACAUUCAAAAUCCCAAAUGUAGUUUCAUUAAUCGGGAUUAAUAAGCAUUCACACCCCCUCCCUGUUGUAGUUUUGUGUAUUUAUUGAACUUUAACCCUUAUUUCUCCAUUAUUUUACCCCUUACAAAUACUUAUUUACAUGUUUUUAUGUGCUCUUGCAAAAACAGUCAGUAUAUGUGUUGUGCACUUUACAGCCGGUGACUUUUGUCUGUCUAAAAAAGUGAUGUCCGGUACACACACGAUUCGUUCUUUUGAACCGGUUCACCAAAUUGGACUGAAUCGGGAUUGUUCGCGUCUCGAGGUAACACUAAUCCACUCGUCAUUCGACCCGGCAGGAAUAUGAUUCUUGCUUUUGCAGUCGCUUAUUUGCAGUGCUGGGCAGAUUAGUGCUGAAUUGUAAUCGGGUACUGAUUACAAAAUACAUGACAAAAAUUGCAAUUAGUAAUGUAAUCUCACAGAUUACAUUUUUGGGUAAUCUAAUCCAAUUACUUUUGAUUACUUUUUUGGAUUAAUUACAACCUAAUUAUUUUAUUUGAUGACACACGCAUUUCUUAUGGAAGUUUCUAGAAAUAUGGACAGGUUCCCGGGGCGCGUUACACAAACGUGGUCAUGCAAUUUUGCCAUUUUACAAAUGCCAUCCUUGUGUGGUAAGAGAUCAGACCAGUUAUAUUUGGGAAUCAACAUCACAAAAACGGCCUUAAAGUUAUCACUAAAGCAAAAGUGCAUUUUGAAGCCAAGUACAAAAGCACAUGAAACAUAAACAAUUUUUACGCCGCUAACACAAUCGGAUUACAUUGUGAAUAUAAAAUGACGUGUAUUUGACAAAACCCUUCCAACACAUAGUGGCACAUGGUUAUAUUACACACAGAGUGAUGAUCUAAAUAAUACUUAAAAUGUGUUUGUCAGGAGUUAAGAAAACAUGCAAACAUAUCUUCAAAUGAAAAACAAAUCUAUAUAAUAAACAGUUUACUGCCGUUGCCUAAUUAACAUGUAGUCGUGUAAUCAAUAACAAAGUAACUGUAUUCUGAUUACGUGUAUUUUAAAAUGUAAUUUAAUCCAACUACAUGUACUUAAUUUUCGUAAUCUGAUUACGUAAUCCAGAUUACAUGUAAUCAGUUACUACCAGCACUGCUUAUUUGUCAUGAACUGCUCCAACCACUCGAUUCGGUCGCAACAGUAGUCGAGUGAACAGUACACUAACAACCUGCCCGUUGAAACAAGUCGUUCGAAAGAACUGGUUGGUGGAUAUUACUGUAACUUCAGUAGUGUAAAAUCAUUUUAUAUCCCAAAUCUGCUUUAAAUUGUAUUGAUGGUAUGCAUACAUAAUGCCUUUCAAAAUAUAUUCAGUAGUAACUCUAAGAAAUGUUUUCUCUUACAUUUUUAUAAUGUUUCAUUGCCAUUUUCUUUUGGCUAAGCAAAUGAAAGUUUGUUUUGGCCUUUGAACAGAGGGCGGCCACUGAACGGUUAUGCCUUUUCCGUCAAGACAUCAUAUGGUUUUUAUGGCCUUAAAAAAUUCCCAAGUCAUGUGAAAGUCCCAUUUCUCCACAGAAAUGUCACCCACAAACAACACUGAUGCUUGAUGUAGAUUAUGAAAUGUAGUGCGUGAGACUCUAUGCACCCAUCCAUCACAUGCUUUGUCAUUGAGAGCUGUGAAUGAUUAUCAUUGAAUGUGUCUGGACUGUUUUGUGUUUCUGCCCUCUUGUGGUUGUGCUGUGUAUUAUUUGCCUUGACUGUUUCCAGAUCAUUUGUUAUGUGGAAUGCAUGAAUUCUAUUACUUUUGUUAUAAUGUGAAUAAAGCAAGUAAUGAU
Myxocyprinus asiaticus (Chinese sucker) is the source of this 10193-nucleotide messenger RNA. Its product is annotated as protein Shroom3-like. The transcript is spliced from 8 exons. Gene Ontology annotation, cellular component: cortical actin cytoskeleton; apical plasma membrane; adherens junction. The record is from RefSeq and is a predicted model, not a curated record. The coding region runs from base 1 to 4452 and encodes 1483 amino acids. NCBI's taxonomy places the organism in Eukaryota, Metazoa, Chordata, Actinopteri, Cypriniformes, Catostomidae. Gene Ontology annotation, biological process: actin filament organization. Gene Ontology annotation, molecular function: actin filament binding.